Molecule: messenger RNA, 3028 nt
Organism: Hyposmocoma kahamanoa
Lineage: Eukaryota; Metazoa; Arthropoda; Insecta; Lepidoptera; Cosmopterigidae
Product: choline/ethanolamine kinase
Exons: 10
Coding region: 16-1455 (479 amino acids)
Biological process (GO): CDP-choline pathway; phosphatidylethanolamine biosynthetic process
Cellular component (GO): cytoplasm
Molecular function (GO): choline kinase activity; ethanolamine kinase activity
Source: RefSeq, a predicted model, not a curated record
AGCAUUUGCAGGGAGAUGAAUAAAAGCGACCUUUUGAAGCUUCAAAUGUGUGGCACCGAGAACGAGAUGCGGGAGGUGGCAUGUAGAAUUUGCAAGAAUUACCUCCAUGGAGCUUGGAAGAUUGCGGAGCCAGCAGAUUUGGAAUUUCGGAGAAUUAGUGGCGGUCUCUCCAACUUUAUCUACUACGUGGCCCUCCCGGAUGAUAUGUCAAAGUUCUACAGGAACAGGCUGCCUUCAACCGGUUCAGAAACAGAGCAAUCUACUCUCACCCGACAGAUGUCUGAAAACGUAGGCGAUGAGCCCAAACAGGUUCUUCUAAGGAUAUAUGGACAAGUGCACGGCGAACGCGCAAUGGAUGCCAUUGUUACGGAGUCUGUGAUUUUUACACUGCUGUCUGAGAGGCGGCUUGGACCCAAGCUGCAUGGAGUCUUUUCCGGAGGACGAAUUGAGGAGUUUAUUCAUGCACGCCCCCUUCUGACCAAAGAACUAGGCGAACCAGCACUGUCAAUGAAGAUUGCUGAAAAAGCAGCCGCUAUACAUUCCAUGGAAGUGCCUCUGUCCAAGGAACCUUACUGGAUGUGGAAGACUAUGAACAAGUGGUUAAAGACUGUCAAGGAGGAACGGCUGGCGAAUGGUGCUAAAGGAAAGAACGAACAAGAGAAUGAGAUAAUCAAACGUUUUAAGACGAUAGAGUUUGAUAAAGAAAUUGAGUGGCUGAAGAAGUUUCUUGCGAUUGUUGAUUCGCCGGUUGUUUUCUGCCACAACGACUUGCAGGAAGGCAACAUCCUAUUGAUAGAAGAUGAACCAACAAUGGCGGAUGAAUACGAAACAACUUUCGCUCAAUCAUAUCCGUCAUCAGACCUUCCGGAGCAGGAGAACAAUCUUACAUCUCCGAAUAAGUCACCGAAUACGCAGAUGUCACAUAUGUCUCUUACAUCAAUUACUAAGUCACAUAAUCGACAAAGUAUGGAAAUGCUCGAGAGAACCACUACAUCUAGAAUUCCAUUCGUCACACAUAUCCCCUCAUCCAAUCAAUACCUAGACCACGAAGAUGCAAACACGUCGGACUCUAUUCAUAGCCACAUCUCCGACUCCGGCGAACCGAGACUUGUCCUCAUUGACUUCGAAUACUGCGCCUAUAACUACCGCGGUUUCGACAUCGCGAACCACUUCCAAGAAUGGGGCUACGAUUACACAAACCCAGAGUACCCAUUCUAUCAUGAACUUCAGGAAAAUACACCAACUUUGGAGCAAAAGGAAAUCUUCAUCAAGGAAUACCUGAAGCAUUAUAACGCCAAUUUGACGGACGAGAAGGAGCUGGUGUCCCCCUCGAUAGACGCUGUGAACAAACUGCUGAACGAAGUGGAGGCGUUCACGCUAGCCAGCCAUCUCUUCUGGGCUCUUUGGAGUAUUAUUAACGCUAGCAAAAGUCAGAUACCUUUUCUCCGUCCGUAACAAUUCUUGUACAAGUAAUAAUACUCGACCAAACGCAUGAUGCGAAUGAAGCUUCAUAAUUGACAUUGUUUUUUAACUUAACGCGUAUUACUACAUCAUCUUAUUUAAGAGCCAGACUUCUUCAUUCUUGGUCUUCCUAUCUUUCUUUUCCCUUCUAUCCUCACCUCAAUUCCAUCCUCAAUCCACACUCUCACAAAUUCGUCAUUAAGCAACAAAUGUCUAAACAUUUUCCCCCAUCUCAUCCUUAUUGCAUUCAAAAGUCUUCUCUCUCCAACCCUUUCCAAAACUUCCUCAUGUGAUGUCUUUUCAAUCCAUUUUAUUUUUUCCAUUCGCCUUUCGUGUUACUUAUUUGACAGUGAAAGUUAUAUGCGGAGAAAGGGGGUAGUCCGAAUUAUUCGCGAUAAUUCUUACGACAACGCGCGACCAGUUUUUGGGUCGUAUUUUAUUUGUACAUUACACAAUAGAGUUAUAUGUUAAAGUUAUGCGCGUAUGAAAAAAUCUUGUAUGUGGGAAUAUAUAUCGCACUGCUAAUGCAAUAGUGGAUUAACUCAAAAACUGAAUUUAUUCCGAUUAGCUGAAAAAGUAAUUACUCAGUUCCCGUGAAAAAUUAUCAUUAUGUUUAGGUUAAAAUUUAUUAGACAUCUAAACAACUCUUAUUUGCCAAUUACAAGUAUAUUUGAAAAUAAAAUUAAAAAUUAUUUUUUUUAGUAAGGACUGUUUAAUCCAGUCUAGUCAGCAAGGACUACUCCUUGUCUCAUUCUGGGUUAUGUAGAUAUAUUUUCAUAGUUUCUUACAAUAUUCUAAUGACAAUUUUAUUGACGUGUAGAGAAACAAAUUUAACGUUCAGAAAUGAUAUAAUCUUGAAUUUCACGUAUUUUGAGUUACAACGCUAUUUAUUGUAAUGGCAAUGCGAUAUGAAGUUUUUUUCCUUUGAACUUACUAGUAACGAUUAGAGCGGUGUUGUUUACCAAGCGACAAUAUCUGUUUUAAUCAUAUUAAUUUUGUUUAUGGCUCAAACAACGUCUACUUAUAUUGUGAUAAUAUCUAAUUACUCAAAACUAACUCCCGCCUCACAUACACAUUAUACACAAACUAAAACUCCCACUUUCACUGUAUGCGAUGAUUACAGUACCACCAACGUAAUGAUAAUGCAUCGUAAUAGACGAGAUUGUAUUUACCAAAACUUCAAGUGAUACACAUAGAAGGAAUAAUACCUCCCUCUGAAGUAUCAGAGUGAUUAACAAUCGGGGCACGAAAUCGUCGUUUCUUAUUGUUUAUAUAAGAGAUACUUUUUUUUUAAUUGACAUCACGUUUGGAUUCUUCUCUGAUACAGCCACACAGUGCGAUAUUGCUAGCGGUAGCAUUUUAUUGUCCUAAUAAAUUUUAUAAAUAUCAUAAUUAUCAAAGCAUAUUCAUAAUUUCGAACUCUGUUAAAAAUAAAAACCAAAAUUACAAAACUUUACUUAUAAAGACACUAACCUAUUUCUAGUUACACAUCAAAAGUAUACAACCGGUACAAUUGAUCUACUUUCCCGAUCGGUCCACUUGUUUUUCCCAAUUCGUCUAUUUCCUA